Messenger RNA from Protopterus annectens (West African lungfish), 1925 nucleotides. RefSeq names its product folylpolyglutamate synthase (gene FPGS). Gene Ontology annotation, biological process: tetrahydrofolylpolyglutamate biosynthetic process. The transcript has 15 exons. The record is from RefSeq and is a predicted model, not a curated record. Gene Ontology annotation, cellular component: cytoplasm; mitochondrion; cytosol. Gene Ontology annotation, molecular function: ATP binding; tetrahydrofolylpolyglutamate synthase activity. Lineage: Eukaryota; Metazoa; Chordata; Ceratodontiformes; Protopteridae. Bases 78 to 1886 code for a protein of 602 amino acids.
AUGUGAGGCUAGAAGGGUGAGAUGUAACAGAAGAGCAUGGAGGAUAACGUUUAUUGAAUUGCUUCACUGAGCUGGGGAUGGCGCGCUCGUCUCGCGCAUUAUGUUCAGCACUCAGCCUCGGCUUGGCUCGGCUAUAUACUGGCAAUAGCACGAUACAAGUACAGUUGACAGGUGGUGCAGAAAGUUUUCGGGUUUACAGUACGCAGCCUGCCCGAGUGCCUAGAAUGGAAUAUCAGGAUGCAGUGCGGGCAUUAAACACCUUGCAGACUAAUGCUAGUUUUCUGGAGCAGGUUAAGCGUGAGCGAGGUCAGCCCCAGAUGCAGUUGGAGGCAAUGAAAGCAUUCCUUGAGCGUACUGGAUUAAUGGUGGAAGAUUUAGAUCAGUUGAACAUAAUCCAUGUUACUGGAACAAAAGGAAAGGGAUCAACCUGUGCAUUUGCUGAACGAAUAUUGAGGAACUAUGGCUUGAAGACUGGUUUCUACAGUUCUCCGCAUCUUGUACAAGUGAGGGAAAGAAUUCGAAUAAAUGGACAGUCUCUCAGCAAAGAGCUCUUUACCAAAUAUUUCUGGCAAGUCUACAACCGGCUGGAAGAAACCAAGCACAACCAGCAUGGUGGUGGUAUGCCUGCAUACUUCCGUUUCCUCACAAUUUUGGCUUUUCACGUUUUUCUUCAGGAAAAGGUUGAUUUGGCAGUUAUUGAAGUUGGCAUUGGAGGUGCAUAUGACUGUACAAACAUCAUUAGGAAACCUGUUGUAUGUGGAAUCUCCUCACUUGGGAUUGAUCACACAAGUAUCCUUGGGGACACUAUAGAGAAGAUUGCUUGGCAGAAAGGGGGCAUCUUUAAGCCUGGUGUGCCAGCAUUUACUGUCCAGCAACCGGCAAGCCCACUAGCAGUUCUCAUGGAUAGAGCUCGUGAAAUUGGGUGUUCUCUUCACCUUUGUCCAGAUUUGGAUGAUUUUGAAUUGGAGGGUGUGAAAUUUGAACUGGGACCUGAAGGAGAUCACCAGCGGUUGAAUGCUGCCCUUGCCCUCCAGUUGUGUCGAACAUGGCUACAACAGCGUCAGUACCAGGAUUUUUUUGUGGCACAGGAUGCUGUUCAUGUCCCAGAGUUGAGUACAAGUGGUCGACCUCCACUAACUUCCACAUUUAGGCCUAGCUUGGCCAUGCUUGAAGGCUUAAGAAAUACUGAGUGGCCAGGGCGAACACAUGUUCUAAGUCAUGGUCCUCUGACUUAUUAUAUUGAUGGUGCACACACCAAAAGCAGUAUGCAGGCUUGCAUAAAGUGGUUCCGAGAAAGAGCCUUGAAGGAAGAAAAGACUGUAGAUGGUCCUGUGGCCAGAGUACUGCUGUUUAACACUACAGGAGAACGAGACAGUGCUGCAUUGCUCAAACUGCUUCAGCCUUGUCAGUUUGAUUGUGCAGUAUUCUGUCCAAAUCUUGUGGAAAUAUCUCCUUCUGAUAAUGCAGACCAGCAGAAUUACAAUGUGACACUGGAGAACAUAUUGACUCGUUGUAUUGAGAACCAAAAGAUAUGGAAUAAGUUAAUGGACGAGCGACCUGGUCAUGAUGUCUGGACAAGUUCUUCAUUGAAUUUUGAAGAAACGGACAGCUUGGGUAAUAAACUUCUACUCAUGCCAGGGGCUGAGAGGAAAAUAGAUUCCAGCAGCUUGGUGUUCCCAUGCAUCAGUAGUGCCUUGCAGUGGAUUACACAGGGACGAGAUCCAGGCCUUCUGGAAUCAAGAGGGAAGAUUCUUCAGUUGCAAACUGUUGGUAGCAACCAUGCUAUUUUUCUUCAAGAGGCUGUGACUAUUCAGGUCCUUGUCACAGGAAGUCUCCACCUGGUGGGAGGAGUGCUAAAACUUGUUGAUCAGUCAUUGUCACUGUAGACUGAAAAAUAAAAGUGGUACAUAUUGGUCAUUUUUAAA